CCUCGCUCCCCUCCGCCGGGGCGCGUCCCACAGGGCGGCUGCUGCUGAGCCAGGCUCCGCGGGAGAGACGCGCAGAUGUCUGGCCGCCAGAGGUGUCCCUCCCUUCAGCGUCCCUGUACAAACUGGCCAGUUUCCUGAUGAGUUGCUAGGGGGCACUAUUAUGUGGAUGAAAGAGCUGCGGAGGAGGAGAGGCCUAAUAAUGAGUCUUGAGAGGAGCCAGUCCAGACUUGACUCUAUUCACUUGCCUGUCUCCGGAACCCCACACAUCCUCCAACCCUGUCUGCCCAACGUGCCACUCCUCCACCCGCUUCUUGGUCCCACCCUGCUCCUGAGGCUAAGAAGUUGCUGAGGACAGGGAGGCACUGGCAUAGUGUCAGCAUCGCAUCUGAGCAGAGAAGCAGGAGGGAAGUGGCUGAUAGCUCAGGUGUUCUUGAAAAAAGUGUGCAUGCUUUGAGGGUGGAAAAGGACAUGAGGAAUAAAAGGACCUGGGAACCCAGUGAUCAGAAUGAAACAGACGUUGAAAGAUUUUUCAAAUCUAUUGUUAGUUGUGCUCUGUGAUUAUGUAAAUUUUCAAGCUCAAGCAAGAAAAUUAAACCAUGAAUUGCCCAACCUUCGUGUACAGCCUUGAAAAGUUUGGAGUCCUGAUUUAAUCUGCUUCUGUGGAUGUGGUGUGGUAACAAGCUUCACACUGGCCAAAAAGAUGAAGACCAGUACUUUGUCAGUGGUAAUGUGACAGCAAAGAAUGUAUCCAUCCUACUGCUGGAUGCCAGCACCAACCAGACCAUUGCGAAAAAACAGCUUCCACCAAGCCAGUCACGGGGGAUAAUAGGGUUUGAAUGUUUCUAUUUCAAGAGUGCUGGGGACUAUUGGUUCAGAAUGAUCUCUGAGAUUGAUAAUGGCACUGAAAUUCACUGGAGGGGUGAGAGCACCCUCCUAAGUGUGGAAUGGCCUGUAUUUCACAUUGACUUGAACAGGACCUCUGAGGUGCUCAGGAGUUCCCUUCAGGUUGGACUUUUCACUAAUAAACAAUUGUGUGCUAUGAAUGAGACUGUGGUUUCACUGGACGUGAUAUUCACCAACAGCCUGUAUGAACUAGGAAGAUUAAGCUCUGAUGAGGCAUUGGGAAUGCGAACUAGCAAAAGAAUCUUUCUCUCUAGAUCCCAGUGGGUGGAGUUUGACUGUCCACCUAUUGACCAAGAAGUGUAUGUCACUGUGUUACUGAAAUCAUUAGAAACCAACUCAGUCAUCGCCUCAACAGGGCCCAUGGACCUCAUCCACAAAUUUGGAUACAAACUAGUGGUAGCACCAGAAGUGAUGUGCAAGUCAUCCAUUCUGGUGUUUACUGUCUCCCCUCCAUGCAUUGCCAUCAGUGGGAAGGUUGCUGUGUACAAGGAAGCUCUCAGACAUCCUGGUGAAAGAACGACAUGGCUAGAUGAAAACUUCCUACACCCAGGGAGCAACAGAACAGAAUUUAACUGCACUUUGUUUGACGUGGGGAAAAAUAAAUAUUGCUUUGAAUUUUUUGACAUUUCAAGCCAAAGCCAAUCACCGCCAAGAGUUAAGGAAUGUAUGGUGAUCCGAAGGAAUAUAGAAACAUGGAGUCUGUGGCAGCCCUGGAGUCCUUGCAGUGUGACCUGUGGGGAUGGUAUCCGUGAGCGACACAGAGAAUGUCUCACAUCACUGCCAGCAAAACCAGGCUGUGUUGGGAUACGAAAAGAGACUUCGCUGUGCUCUCUAGAGGAAUGUUCUAUUAUAAAGCCUACCACCCCUCCUUCUGUACAGCACCAAGAAGACCAGAAAACUAAUAAUAUAGUCACCAUCACUGGCAUCUCCUUGUGCUUGUUCAUAAUCCUAGCCACUGUUCUCAUCAGCCUGUGGAGGAAGCUCUGCAGAGCUCAGAAGUGCAGCACCUCGGUGCGCUGUAACUCUGCCCAUUCGCCCAGCUUCCACAAGAACUCCGAUGAAGAGAACAUCUGUCAAGCCGGCACACAGCAGGAGAGCUUUUCCGAGGGUAGCGAAGUGCCUCAAGCGCAUGCCGGAGAGCCUGUUAACAUACCUUUGACCUGCCGGAGGAGCCUUCAGUUUGCUCAAGAAGAGGACACCUCUGUCAGUGACAGUUUUCAGUCAAAUGCUCAAAAAAUAAUCCCUCCAAUUUUCAGCUAUCGCCUUGCGCAGCAGCAGCUGAAAGAGAUGAAGAAGAAAGGCCUGACUGAAACCACAAAGGUGUAUCACGUAUCUCAGACGCCUCUGACUGACACCAUUAUUGAUGCCACGACCGUGCUUCCCCUGGGCACAGAAAACCAGGAGGAGGCUGCUGCACACAAAUUCAGGAUCAAAUCUCCAUUUCUGGAUCAGCCAGUCAGUCAUCUCAAAUUCUCUAGGGAAAAAUCUAAUUCUAAGAUGGACUCUGUACUGUCACAGGCCAAUCCUGUAAUAAGUCCUAGUCAGACCCUCAUUAGACGAGCUCACCUGAAAAACCAAGAUAACAAAGGGGAGCCGUUAGAGAGAGGUUGUCACAGAAACCAACAGUUCAGAAGAACAGCCAGUUUCCAUGAAACUAAAAAGGUCAGGCCCUAUAGAGAACGUAGCAUGUCCACUCUUACCUCACGGCAGAUUCCUCUUUAUAGUGCCAGGACCAGAACGUGGGGUCAGGCACUGGAAGACAAGUCCCAGCCGACUUGUAAAGAUGCUGAUCCAAGUUCUGAAAAGUUCAACCAGUCUCAUUGCACUCUGUUAACUGGUGAACCCCUGAGCUAUGGCACAAAACACCGCCACAAAGGGGGCCCUCCAGUGAGGAGGCCGGAAAUGAUCAGUGACCAUCAGCAUGCAAGCCAAGUAGCAGGAGCUGACAAACCAGAGCCAAACAGAAACAGGAGGGGCUCUUCACCAAACCAUCGAGGGGCUUUGAGGAAAGAACCCAUCUCAACUCUGAAAGAUAAUUACCAGCAAGGCAGUGCUCUAAGCUCUGUCCAGUACAGAAAGGACAAAUGCCAGAGCUUCCCCACAGACCCUGAAUUUGCCUUUUACGAUAAUAAUUCUUUUGGCUUAACAGAAUCAGAGCAAUGGAUGAUUGACCUGCCUGGAUAUUUUGGUUCAAAUGAAGAUGAUGAAACAAGUACUUUAAGUGUUGAGAAACUGGUGAUCUGAAUGACUCAUUGCAACACUGUAGGGUGGGGGUGUGAGAGAAGAGCUGCAAAACCUGUGGUUUAUAAUAAAAGCAAUAAUGGAAACCAGGUUCCAGCUGUUUGCAGCAGGAGGGAAAUCCUAUGGCCUGACUUGUGAGCAUGCAUUUUUUUUUAAUUAAUAGAAAGGGCUUUGAUGUAAUUGUUUUGUCUAAUACGCAUACAUACCCUGGGAAAGCAAAUGGAAAUGAUAUUGUGACACAGAGAAAAUCAGACAGAUUUUAUUCUAUAGAGCACUGAAAAGAGCAGUGCUCAAUUAAUAAUUUAUACUGAAUCAUGAAUCCAGUCAAUUUAGCCUCUUUUUCUUCUUGUGGACCAUCCACUAGCAGAGCACAAUAUCCUGUAACAUCUGUUCAACACUGUUUAAUUAAUUGUUUCAGUUUUUUUAACCUAGGUUGUGAACAGUUUUCAGCAUAUCUUUAAAAUUCACUAUUUGUCAUGGGGUUCUGCGCAUCCAUUGAGUUCCCCGCUUGCUCAGUGUUGAUACACUCCACCAUACAGUCAUCAGGACUCUCAGCUGGGCCAAACAAACACAAUCAGGGACUCUGGCCCACAGGGAGGGGCUGAACAGACGAACUGUUUAUAGCGCCUGAGCUUCCUGGCUGGGGCAAACAAUCACAAACAAGGCUUCGGCCCCUUGGGUGGGGCAGAGUAACCAGUCUAUAGCUGGGGUCUCCAGCGGUAAUAGCCACCUGCCAGUGCUGAGCCCACCCUGCUCUACCAGGUUCCGACCCAGGGCCCUGUGGAGCCUAUAAUCGUCCUCUUUAGGAGUCAAGUAUAAGCUUCCAGUAUAUUCCCUUAGUCACUUCCUACAUCUAAGUCCACUUUGGGCUUGUCCUCCCGGGCAGAGGCUUGGCAUCUCCAUCGGCCUUCAUAGAUGGGGAUCCCUCAUCAUGUAGUCAGGGAGACUCACUUCUGUAAUCUGGAAGGCUGGUGGUACCUCAGCGGGAGCUGGCAACCCAUGUCCGUCUUCCUCCUCCGCCAGCCAGGGCUGGAGUGAGCUGUUCCCUUUUAUCUGCUCCCUCCAACUGGAGCAUGUGCAGCAGAGGUGAGAGGGCCUGGCCUCUUGUGCCAAAAGUGACUGGUUAACCCCUGCUUGCCCAGUGCAGCAUUGACACACCCCAUCACAUUAUUGAACUGUGUUAAUUGUUUGUAACUGGUCAGAUAAGUCAUGUGGUGCUUUUCCUGUUUCCUGAUUAGAUGAGGAGAGCAUGAACAAUUCUGGAGUGAAUAUUUGUUUACAAUUUGUUUUUUGUUAUUCGUCACAUACAAGACUUCAAAAUUUGAUUUCUGAUACUAUUGGUGCCAGAAAAGCUUGAGAUUGCACAAUUGUGUGGAAAAGAACAGAAAAGCACUGUAGAAAAUGAACAGAUGAGGUCUGCUAGUGUGGUCAAGGAAAAUUCAUUAACAAAUUUGAGUACUGCUAAAACUGUUAUUGCAGUAUUCUACCAACCUAUAGAAGCCAGUGAAAGACCUCUUACCUUCUCUCCUUCAUUGUAAUGCUCUUUCCCUUUAUCAAAUGUUGUAUUUUUAUUUUUGCUUAAACAAGUUGACAGCAAGAUACAGCAAGAUACAAAUAAAUUAUGAACAAAACCAGUGGAACAAAAUGCCUAUUUAAUUAAGAUAUACUUUGCAAACAAAAGGAAAAAGGAAAUGAACUCUUCCAUGUCUCUUGAUUCCUGGAGAACCUUCUCCAUAGGCACGUUUCUUUCACCAGAGGAUAUUAAACAAAUGGAAUUGGACACUGCUGCACUUGUUCAACGCUUUUAGCAAAGUCACUGCACACAAAGGAGAUGCAAAGAGUGGCAGGCAGGCCAGUUUGCCUCAGGUUCUUUACUCCAGCCAUUUAUUGGAAUAACUGACUCUUCAGAGGUAUAGAGAAAACAGGUGGAAGGAAUACAUUAAUGGAGGAAACAAAGAAAAUAAAAGAAGCCUCAGAUGGGGACUGAGAAGGGAGGGUUUGGGGUAGAGGAGAGAAACUACCCCGUCCUCAUAGUGCCAGGCUUCCCUUUCACAGCUCCUCCCCUGGUAACCAGUAAUCCACAUUCCAGUGAAAAGCUAAAUUUGGAAAUGCUCAAUAUUCCAAAUACAGGCUCAGAUCCUGCAAUUUACAAUGUGCAGGCAGAUCCUACACCUUCAUAGAGCCCCACUGGUGUUAGUUAUGGGAGAUUUGAUCAUUAGAAACGUAGAUAGCUGGGUUUGUGAUGACCGGGAGAAUCGUAUGGUGACUUGCCUGCCUGGUGCAAAGGUUGCGGAUCUCUCGAGGCAUCUGGACAGACUUAUGUGUAGUGCUGGGGAGGAGCUCGUGGUUGUGGUACAUGUAGGUGCCAAUGACAUAGGGAAGGGUAGGAGAGAUGUCCUGGAGGCCAAAUUUAGGCUGCUGGGGAAGAGACUGAAAUCCAGGACCUCCAUGGUGGCAUUCUCAGAAAUGCUCCCAUUUCCAUGCGCAGGGCCAGGUAGGCAGGCAGAGCUUCAGAGUCUCAAUGCAUGGAUGAGACGAUGGUGUAGAGAGGAGGAAUUUAGAUUUAUUAGGAACUGGGGAAACUUUUGGGAUAGGCGGAGCCUAUACAGGAGGGAUAGGCUCCAUCUAAACCAAAGUAGAACCAAAUUGCUGGCACUUAACAUUAAAAAGGUUGCAGAGCAGUUUUUAAA
Molecule: messenger RNA, 5834 nt
Organism: Gopherus flavomarginatus (Mexican gopher tortoise)
Lineage: Eukaryota; Metazoa; Chordata; Testudines; Testudinidae
Gene: THSD1
Product: thrombospondin type 1 domain containing 1
Exons: 7
Coding region: 664-3147 (827 amino acids)
Cellular component (GO): cell periphery
Source: RefSeq, a predicted model, not a curated record